Closterium sp. Naga37s-1 is the source of this 778-nucleotide messenger RNA. NCBI's taxonomy places the organism in Eukaryota, Viridiplantae, Streptophyta, Zygnematophyceae, Desmidiales, Closteriaceae. The record is from the annotation of a GenBank genome assembly.
UCCCCUGUGGCCCGCACGGGUGGACCUGGUGGUGCGCAGCUACGUGUCGGACAACUUCUUCCUCACGGCGUUCCUCUUUGCCAGCAUCGAGCAGAUGUGGCCAGCUGGCAUUGGUGACGUCAUCCUGGUGCUGGAUGAGAGCGAUCGCCACGUGGAAGACAUCGUGCCGCCCUGGGUCAAGAUCUACUAUGAGAAGAACUACCUGGGCCUGACACCCAAGCUGGUGCAGCAGUGGAGCUACCUGUGGGCCGACAACUACACCACCGCGCCCUACAUCGCCAUCAUAGACGAUGACGUCAUCUUCAACCUCAAGGUGACCCCGGGUCUUCUUUUUAACCUGACGGACGGCAAGCCGUACGUGAUAGGCAGCCGGCAGAAGCAGAUGAACCACUGGGUGCCCUCCACCCAUUACUUCGUGGGCAAGCCCUACUACUUCGCCAACUUCAUGGUGCAGCUGCCCUUUGUCUUCCCCCGUGACGUGCUGCCCAAGUUCCGAGACCACGUCACGCGCAUCCGCGACGGCAAGUUCGCCAGCUUUGACGCCGCCUUCCUCAACUUUGCGCGGCAUGGGCCCAAGUUCGAAAGGACGCAGAUCGCCCACACGACUCUGGGCAAUUUCAUGUGGGCCUUCACACAGGACGAGGUGCACUGGGCGCUAGAGUGGACCAACCACGUGCCCAUCCCACACGAGGGCGUGCACAUGUCCUACUCUACUCUGCUCACCCACCUCCCUCUUCUCCUCCAUCUUCCCCGAACUCACAGGUGCACUGGGCGCUAG